Messenger RNA from Diplodia corticola, 2130 nucleotides. RefSeq lists its product as uncharacterized. The coding region runs from base 1 to 2130 and encodes 709 amino acids. Lineage: Eukaryota; Fungi; Ascomycota; Dothideomycetes; Botryosphaeriales; Botryosphaeriaceae. The record is from RefSeq and is a predicted model, not a curated record. The transcript has a single exon.
AUGGGCUCACCAUUACCACCCGAUCCCUAUGCCGCCCUCGGCCUCUCCAAAGAUGCCGACUCCACCGCCAUCAAGACGGCCUACCGCAAGCUGGUCCUGAAGACACAUCCAGACAAGUUCCCCGACCCGACGCAGAAGGCCGAGAAGAGCGCCGAGUUCCACAAGAUCCAGCAAGCCUACGAAAUCCUCGGUGACGACGACAAGCGGGAACGCUACAAUGCCCAAGUUCGCCUCGCCGAGCUUCGGAAGGAGGCCAUGGAGAGGCAGCACGCACGAGGCGCUGCCAAGGCCGAGACGAGUCGCCCUUCUCCCGCUGCCAACUACGAUGUCAGAACGCCAUCCGGCUCGACCGCCUACCCGCCCCGCGGCCCCUCGUCGAGAGCCUACGAGGAGCCGAGACCGCGCGAGUACUAUGAUGAGGAGGACCGCUACGACGAGCCCCGCCCUAAGCCACGGAGUGCGAAGCACUCGUAUGGCUAUACCACCCGCGGCCGGGAAGAGACGUCGUCGUCGCGUCGUACUAGUUUCGUCAACGUCUUCGUGCCCACCAGCAGUAGAGGUGACCGGGCCAAGACCCGGGAUCAGACGAAGAGGAGGGAUCGUGAGGAGAAGAAGUUCGUACCCGUCUACAAUGACAGCGAUUCGGACGAGCGCUAUCGCCAAGAGGAAAGGCGGAAAAGAGAGUUUCGGCGCCAGGCAGAGGAAGAGGAGGACCGGAAAGAGCGUGAAAAGGAGGCGUUUAGAAGAAAGGCCGAGGCUGCCGCGGCUGCCGCUCGACGGGAGGAGGAACAGAGAGAACGGGAACGCGCUACUCGUGGCCGAGAAAGCUCUCGUAGGCCAUCAAGUCGUCGGCCUGACGUCGACAGAGGUUAUGAAAAGUACCUGGAUCAAGGCGCGGCGGCCAAAGAGUACAUUUCAAAACAUCGCGCUACGUCUGUUCCGGCGGAGGAGCCGCCUGUCCGCUCUUCGGCGAGCCGAUCGACCAAGUAUGCUCAGGUCCGGCCGAAGGAGAAGAGUUCGUCCAAGCGAUCGGCUUCUAGAGAACCGUGGAUACUUUCAGGCUUCAGACACGGACAAGGCAGUCGGGACAAGUCGCGAAAGCCGGCGAGAGCCGCCGAAGCGGAGUACGAUGAGGAUUCGAGAAGACCUACACUUGAAAAGGCCGAAUCUUCGCCGGCAGCCAUGAAACAGGCGAUGCGCGCUGCUGAGGUUCAGCGAUCCGCAACCAUUGACUCGUACGACAGCCGCAGGGACAGAGAAGAGACUCAAGCACCGCCCAAGAUGCGCCGGGCUGAGACAAUGCCAGCCCAGAAGGCCUCGCGCCAGGAGGAGAAGUCUAAGGCCAACACAUCAAAGCCGCUGCGUACUGAGGUGCACAGGCACAACAUGAACGAUUCUGGUUACUCAUCGCCCAGCACCCCUUCCAUCUCAGACAAGGAGAAAGAAAAGGAAAGCAGGAAUGUGCCUACAGCCCGAACGACGACGACUAGAACCGCAUACCGGUACGGCGCUGAAGGCGGUGUCGCAAUGACCACAGACGACGACUUCUACAACACCGUCACUGUUGAGCCGACAAGCAGUAGCGAGCGCAUUCCUCGCCAACCCGUCAGUCGCUCUCCAAUCCGGGAACGGCACCCCGACCGCGACAGCGACGACAGCGGCCGCGAGAGAAUGCCGAGCGCGCGCACCAUGCAGGCGGAGAAGACAGCUCGCUACACGUAUCCCAUGGACUCGGAGGCGCGCCGGCCGCACAUGGCACGCGCAUCGACAAAUCAAGUCCCAUCCGGUCGAUCGCCCAAGAAAGAUCCCUACGAGCGCGGUCGCACUUACGUCGUCUCUCCCGAUCAUGUGCGUGGACAAUCGCAUGACGAUCGCGGCUACGACCGAGCCUAUUUUGGCGAGAUCCCGAAGCAUGCUGGAACGCCGUUGCGCCGCGAAGAAAUGCCCACGGGUCGUCCGCCGCUGAGGCGUAACGACAGCUACACGCCGCCAGACGUCCAGUACAGCCGUAAAUUUUCCGAGGCAGAUGUUCGAUAUGCUCCGAGGGGUCGGGAGAGGAGUGCUUAUGCCUUUGAGGAUGUACAAUUGCCCCGGCCUCCCAUGGGCGCUCGUGGUCAGACAGUCAUGUAA